This is a messenger RNA of Myxocyprinus asiaticus (Chinese sucker), 4634 nucleotides long. Its product is annotated as NACHT, LRR and PYD domains-containing protein 3-like. NCBI's taxonomy places the organism in Eukaryota, Metazoa, Chordata, Actinopteri, Cypriniformes, Catostomidae. Gene Ontology annotation, molecular function: protein binding. The record is from RefSeq and is a predicted model, not a curated record. The transcript is spliced from 8 exons. The coding region runs from base 299 to 3433 and encodes 1044 amino acids.
AAGGGUUAAAAUCAAUUGUUUCAUUUGUUCUCUGCUCAGUGGGUGUGUUUUACAUAUACAGUACAAACAUGUUUUAUGCUUCAUUCUGUAUCUGAUGGUUCAUUUUUUUUUUUUACUGCACUGCUUGUACAGAUAUAAACCAGUCCAGAGUCCAUUUUUGUGAAAGGAAGUGAAUAACAUUAAGAGAGACAAUCUGUCUGUGAAUAAUGUGAAUCAGCUUUAGAACAGGAGAGUUUAAAUGCUGCGAUCUCGAGACCAAUAGUUCAACAUUGAUGAGACAGAGAGCACUGCUUCUAAAAUGAGUCUCUAUAAGAAGAGAGAGAAGGGCGGUGCUGUACAGAAACAUAAGACAGCAUCUCCAGAACCCAGCAGUGUUGGUGGGGAGAGAGAUGGUGUAAUCAAAUCAGUGAAGUCCCAUUUGAGCUGCACUGCCUCUGACCGUCAGACCCACAUCAGGCAGCACGACACAGAAGCAGCCCUGCAGACACAUACACUGCUGGAUGAAACUGCAGGUCUACAGCAGGAUUCCCACCAACCAGUGGAUGAUGUCCUGCAGAGAGUCAAAGACCAACAUAAAACCAGCAUGAAGAACAAGAAUGAGGGCUUAUCUGAGGGAAUCAAACUACACAAGCAUCAAACCCUCCUAAACAGGAUUUACACACAGCUCUACAUCAUAGAGGGAGAGAAUGGACUGAAUGAAGAACAUGAGGUUUUACACAUGGAGAAAACAUCUAGAACACAACACUUACACAACACUCCAAUCAAUUGCAAUGAUAUCUUUGAUCACUUACCUGAACCAGGGUGUAAGAAGCAAAGAAAACAGAAAAAAGAAAAAAUCAAGACUGUUCUUACUAAAGGCAUCGCUGGAAUUGGAAAAACAGUCUCUGUGCAGAUGUUCAUUGUGGACUGGGCAGAGGGAAAAGCCAAUCAGGAUGUAGAUUUCAUAUUUGUUCUUCCAUCUCGAGAGUUGAACUUGAUUAAAGAUGACCAGUACAGUCUUCACAAACUUGUGCUUGACUUUCAUCCUGAACUUCAAGAUGUGGACUCAAAGAUUUAUGAUGAGUGUAAAGUUGUGUUCAUCUUUGAUGGUCUGGAUGAAAGCAGAAUUACACUGAAGUUUUCAGACAGUGAGAAAGUUUCUGAUGUAACUGAGACUUCAUCAGUGUGUGUGUUGAUGUCAAACCUCAUCAAAGGAGAUCUGCUUCCCUCUGCUCUCAUCUGGAUCACCUCCAGACCAGCAGCAGUCAAUCAGAUCCCCUCCAAAUACAUCAAGCGUGUGACAGAAAUCCAGGGAUUCAAUGACCCUCAGAAAGAGGAAUAUUUCAGGAAGAGUAUCAGUGAUGAGCAUCAAGCCAGCAGAAUCAUCUCACACAUUAAAAGAGCAAGAAGCCUCCACAUCAUGUGCCACAUACCAGUCUUCUGUUGGAUCUCAGCCACUGUGCUUCAAAACAUCCUGAAACAAGAUCACAGUGAAGAAAUCCCUAAAACUCUGACUGAAAUGUACAUACACUUCCUGCUUAUCCAGAUUAAUAUGAGGAAUCAGAAGAAUGAUGAGAAAGAUGAGAGAGAUCCAAAGAAACUCCUGCAGUCCAACAGAGAAGUGAUUGUGAAACUUUCUGAACUGGCGUACAGACAACUUAUGAAGGGCAAUGUCAUGUUCUAUGAAGAGGAUCUGAGAGAGAGUGGCAUAGACACCUCAGUGUAUUCUGGAAUUUGCACUGAGUUCUUUAAGGAGGAAUCUGUGAUUCAUCAGAGGAAAGUCUACUGCUUUAUACAUCUGAGCUUUCAGGAGUUUCUAGCUGCUUUCUUUGUGUUGUACUCACAUGUAAUGGAGAACAUGGAAUCACUGAAGUUGUUUUUGUGGUACAGUUCUAAGAAAAGCUCUCUGUUCAGGCUACUAAAAUCAGCAGUUAUUAAAUCCUUGCAGAGCGAAAACGGACAUCUGGAUCUUUUUCUUCGUUUUCUGCUGGGCAUCUCACUGGAGUCCAAUCAGGGACUCUUACAGGAUCUACUGACACACACAAAGAACAGCUCAAAGUGCAUCAAGAGCACAACAGAGCACAUUAAAUACAAAAUCAAGGGUGGUGAACGUCUUUCAGCUGAAAGAUGCAUCAAUCUCUUUCUCUGUCUGCUGGAAAUGAAUGAUCAGACUCUGUACAGAGAGAUUCAGGAGUAUGUGAAAUCAGACAAACACUCAGAGAAUUCUCUCUCACCAGGUCACUGUUCAGCAAUAGCGUACAUGCUUCAGAUAUCAGAGAAGGUGCUGGAUGAGUUUGAUCUCAGGAAAUACAACACAUCAGAUGAGGGUAGAAGGAGACUCAUACCAGCUGUGAUGAACAGCAGAAAAGCUCUACUUGCUGGCUUUAAUCUCACUGAUCAGUUCUGUGAAAGUUUGGCUUCAGCUCUGCAAUCAUCAAACUCCCUGCGAGAGCUGAACCUGAGUAACAUGCAGGAUUCAGGAGUAAAGCUGCUCUCUGAUGGACUGAAGAGUCCAAAAUGUCACCUGAACAUACUGAGAUUUACACUCUGUCAUCUCACUGAUCAGUGCUGUGAAAGUUUGGCUUCAGUUCUUCAAUCAUCAAACUCCCUGAAAGAGCUGAACCUAAGUAACAAUAACCUACAGGAUUCAGGAGUAAAACUGCUGUCUGAUGCACUGAAGAGUCCAAACUGUCAACUGAAGAUAUUGAAAUUAUCUGGCUGUAUGGUGACAGAGGAAGGCUGUUGUUAUGUGGCUUCAGCUCUGACUUCAAACCCUUCACACUUGAUAGAGCUGGAUCUGAGCUACAAUCACCUAGGAGAAUUAGGAGUCAUGCUGCUCUCUGAGAGACUCAAUGAUCCAAACUGCACACUGGACAAACUCAAUGUUGAUCAUGGAGGAGAGAUAAGGAUUACACCAGCACCACAGAAAUAUGCCUGUGAUCUCACACUAGAUCCAAACACAGCACAUACACGUCUCUCUCUGUCUAAAGAAAACAGGAAGGUCACAUGUAUGGAAGAGCAGCAGUCAUACCCUGAUCAUCCAGAGAGAUUUGAAAAGUGUCAUCAGGUUAUGUGUGGAGAGAGUCUGGCUGGAUACUGUUAUUGGGAGGCUGAAUGGAGUGGAGUAACUGAUAUAUCAGUGACGUAUAAAGGAAUCAACAGGAAAGGCAGAGGCAGUGUGUUUGGAUACAAUGAACUGUCCUGGACUCUGAACUGCUCUGAUAACAGAUUCACUGCCAGACACAAUAGUAAGGAAACUGUCAUCCAUGCCCCUUUACCCCUCUCUAACAGAGUAUCAGUGUAUCUGGACUGGUCAGCCGGCACUCUGUCCUUUUACAGCGUCUCUGACUCACACACACUCACACACUUACACACAUUCAACACCACAUUCACUGAACCCCUCUAUGCUGGAUUUAGAGUUGAUUAUAAUUUUUCCUUUGUGUUUCUGAGAUAAAACAGUCAUAGUGAUGCCUGAUUUGUGACUAAAUCAUUCUUUUAAGCUGGUUCUUGUCAGUGAAUCUGUGGGACAGGUUCACAAAUUGGUCAGAAUAUGAAUGAUCUUUAAAAAUCCUCAUCCAGUAAUUACAAACAACUGGAAAGAGGUGUGAAUGCUGUUUUUCUCUCCUGAACACAGCUGUGAGCUCUUCCUUUGUCUUCUGAUCUUUGUUGUUUAACAUGUACAGUACUGUGUAAAAGGUUUAGGUAUUUGUGAAAAACCCUGUAAAAUGAGGAUGCCUUCAAAGAUAAUGAUAAUGAAUAGUAUUUAUUUAUGAAUUUAGGAAUGAUUUUAAGAUUCUGCUCUUUGUUUUCAAGGCCCUGCAUGGACUUGCACCACAAUAUACAGUAUCUCUGACCUUUUUCAGCAAUAUUCAGCUCCUAAAUUGCUUAGGUCAAGCGAUCAACUCCUUUUAUCUGUUCCACGUUAGAGGUUUAACUCGAAAGGAGGUCGAGCUUUUUCUGUCACUCCCCCUAAGCUCUGGAAUAGUCUUCCAUUUCACAUUAGGUCUUUUCCCUCUAUUAAAAUUUUAAAUCCAUCAUAAAAACCCAUCUACAUUCUUUAGUUUUUGACUCAAUUUGAGGUUUUAAUGGUUGUUCUAGGUACAAUUUAAGAAAUCUUAAGCAUCCUUGACUUUAUGUAGAUCUGUGUUUUUUUAAUUGUUUUAAUGUUUUUUUUUAAAUUAUUAUUAUUAUUAUUAUUAUUAUUAUUGUUUGAUGUGCAGCACUUUGGGUCAACUUCUGUUGCUUUUAAAUGUGCUAUAGAAAUAAACUUUGACUUGACUUGAAUUAACAAUCAAUAUUUGUUGUGACUCUUCUAUGCCUUUAAAACGGUUCUCCUAGAAAUACUUGCGCACAGUUAUAUAUUAGGCUGAGGGUUUUUCACGCAUCGAUAAUCGGAAGAUUUUCCCGAUUAUUAUCGAUAUACUGUAUAUCAGGAGUUUUCAGAUUUAAAUAGGGCUGCUCGUUACACAGUAGUCUUUGUCUUCUCAAACAUAUUUCUCAACACAACUUUGGUAAAGUGUGAGCGGCAGUGGGUCGCGCACGCGUUCUAAAAUUCGAAACAAUAGAGCUGUUGAGGUAGUAGUCCAAAAACCCUGAAGCGAAUUCGCCAUGGGUCCCUCUGGAUUUUCCUAGGUGUUUUUUAUAAUGGGGUUUUU